AUGUACGGAGAAUAUUGUGAAACUAAUAAAGAUUGUGCUAAUCUACAUCUCCCAAACGUGAUUUGUGACAAAGGCGAAUGUAAAUGCCCUAAAGACACCCAAUUUCUGUUGCCAGAAUUGUCAUGUAAAAACAGCACAGCAGGUAUUGGAAAAACUUGCAGUCAACCGGAUUCCGUCAACACUACAAGUGUCACUGAAGAGUCCACUGAAGAAUCUACUGAAGAAUCAACUGAAGAAUCUACUGCUGUAGAAACACCCACUACCAUUUGUAAUGAAUUCAAUGUAACCAGAUGUCAGAGAUAUCACACUUACGUGGCUAGUGACGAAUGUGUAUCUGUUCAAUAUUUUGUCAGCAUGACUGAUUUUUGA
This is a messenger RNA of Microplitis mediator, 369 nucleotides long. RefSeq lists its product as uncharacterized. The transcript has 3 exons. The record is from RefSeq and is a predicted model, not a curated record. Lineage: Eukaryota; Metazoa; Arthropoda; Insecta; Hymenoptera; Braconidae. The coding region runs from base 1 to 369 and encodes 122 amino acids.